AGCUCUUUCAUCUUUUCGAUCUCUCUUCUGAACAACUUUACUCUACUACCCGAAUUCAGACCUUCAUACACGCGACCUAUCCAACUCGUAGCGAAAAAGAAACGCAUCAUGUCUGACCUCACUUAUUACAACUACAAAGGUGUCGGGGAGUACAACGCCGAACAUCACGGUUAUUCACAAGCUGUCAGAGUUGGCGAUACCAUCCAAUGUUCCGGACAAGGUACGUCGAUUCUCGUUCCCAUGACAACUCUCGUCGGCGAAAUCAGAUCCUUACGCGUUCUUCGCUUCUUGCAUUUUACAGGUGGUUGGGAUGAAAGCGGUAAAUUCUUUAGAGAGAUCAAUCAACAGAUCGACAAAGCUUUCGAGAAUGUCGAUCUCGCUUUAAAGACCGCCGGUGGUAAAGGAUGGGAACAGGUAUUUCGAGUCAACAGUUAUCAUGUCCCGCUCAACGGAGAAGCGCAAGAGGCGAUGACCCGAAACUUCAAAAAGUGGAUGCCAAAUCAUAAGCCUCUUUGGACUUGUGUCGGUGUCACUCGAUUGGGAGAGGAUGAUAUGCGAGUAGAAGUUGAAGUUCAGGCUUAUGACCCUAAGAAGUAAUUCUAUAGGGAACGGAGGGAAUAGUCGAAAAUAGAGCAAUGCAGUUGAACAGAUAGAAGUACAUAUGUAUGCAUGUCAG
Molecule: messenger RNA, 676 nt
Organism: Cryptococcus amylolentus CBS 6039
Lineage: Eukaryota; Fungi; Basidiomycota; Tremellomycetes; Tremellales; Cryptococcaceae
Exons: 2
Coding region: 109-597 (162 amino acids)
Source: RefSeq, a predicted model, not a curated record